CCCCACCGCGCCCACCCGGCCCGGGGUGCCCCCCCCGCCCUGCCUCCCUGCCACCACCAGCCGCUCAUCAGCGUCAGUGAGCCGGUCAAGCGGGAGGGGGGCGGACUGUUCGGGAUUAAAGGCGGCUAUGUGACCUACCUGGUCCGCAGCCGCCCCCGGCAGGUGGGGGGGCAGGUGGGGGGGCAGGUGCGGCCCGAGGUGCGGGUGCGGCGGAGGUUCCGGGAGUUCGUGACGCUGGCGGAGAUACUCAAGGAGCGCUACCGCGGUUUCUUCGUGCCGCCCCGGCCCGAGAAGAACGCGGUGGAGGGGCAGCGCAUGACGGACGCGUUCGUGGAGGAGAGGAGACUCGCCCUGGAGCGCUACCUCAACAAGCUGGCCCGCCACCCGGUCAUAUGUGCCAGCGAGGAGCUGCGUCUGUUCCUGGAGACGGAGGGCGAGCUGGGCGACUGUCCCGCCUGGGCGGCGCUGCGACCCGCGGGUCAGGGCGGCGCCGUGCUGGAGGGCACUGCGCGGCUGUCCAAGCAGCUGCUGGGGCUGGACAGGGGGGUCACGGACCCGGAGCAGGCCGCCCAGCCCACCAAGAAGUCAGGUGACAUCAUGCGGGCCAUCCGGGAGACGGCGCGGAGCAUGCAGGUCCCCACCGCCUCCCUGCCCCCCGACGAGCUGGCGCUGCAGCGGGCGCGGGAGGAGGUGGAGGCGCUGCAGGGGGGGCUCACGGUCGCUAGCAGGGCGGCCGAGCGGCUGGUGUCCCGGUUGGAGCGCUGGUCGGGGGUGCAGGGGGAGCUGGGGCUGGCGCUGCUGCGGGCGGGGAAGGCGGAGCAGGCGGAGGGGGGGGCGCUGGCGCAGCAUACCUGCACGCUCAAGCAGAGCGGCUCCCUCAUGCACGACCUGGAGCGGCUGGGUACGGCACUGGUGCGGGCCUCGCGCAUUGGCCGCAGGGUCACGGGUCGCUGCGCCAUCGAGCUGGGCUGCCUGCACGACUACCUGGGGCUCAUGCCGGCCGCCCUGAAGGGCCUCCGCGCGCGCGACAAGGCGCUGCUGACCGCCGACACGCUGCAGGCGGACCUGGGGGCGCGGAGGCGGGCCAUAGCGGAGCUGGAGGCGGCGGGGGCCAGGGUGCUGGGGGGGGAUGCGGCCAAGGCAAAAAAGAUCGCCGAGCUGUCCGGCGACGUGGCUGUGCUGCAGCAGUCGCUCUCCGCCGCCACCGCCACCUACGAGCGCGUCAAGGCCACCAACCAGUCCGAGCUGUCCCGGCUGCGGGGGGAGAUGCGGGCGGAGCUGGGGGGCAUGCUGCGGGGCUUCGCGGGGGUGAUGGCGGCGUGCUGCCAGCGGGACACGGAGAUAUGGCUGGCGGCUGCCUCCGAGCUGCAGGCGACCCCCGAGCAGCUGCAGGCCGCCAAGGCGUGUCUCACGGGACACCCACCCGCCCCACACCAGCAGCACCAGCACCAGCAGGGGGAGGCGGCAGCGGGCAACGGCAGCAGCAGCGCACCCCGCGGUGCGGACCUCCCUGCCUCCACCGCCGCCGCCGCCUCCUCCCGCCCGCCCGCUGGCAGUGCUGCUGGCGGUGCUGGCAGUGGUGGUCCGCCUGGUCCCCGGCCCGGCUCCCCGGG
Messenger RNA from Astrephomene gubernaculifera, 1613 nucleotides. Lineage: Eukaryota; Viridiplantae; Chlorophyta; Chlorophyceae; Chlamydomonadales; Astrephomenaceae. The record is from the annotation of a GenBank genome assembly.